This is a messenger RNA of Setaria italica (foxtail millet), 1425 nucleotides long. Its product is annotated as protein G1-like1. Gene Ontology annotation, cellular component: nucleus. The record is from RefSeq and is a predicted model, not a curated record. The coding region runs from base 294 to 1103 and encodes 269 amino acids. Lineage: Eukaryota; Viridiplantae; Streptophyta; Magnoliopsida; Poales; Poaceae. The transcript is spliced from 2 exons. Gene Ontology annotation, biological process: mRNA transcription; response to light stimulus.
GCGCCGCGUGCGGGGCCCGCGCCCAAUCGCCCCUUCCCUCCCUUCCUCAAUCCUCACCUCACCCCCUCUCUUCCUUCUUCCCCGGCCAAGCCUAGCCUCCUCCAUAUAUGUCUCUUGGUCGCUGCAUACCUGGCGAUAUCUUCUUCUCCACCGCUCACCAAACUUGCUCAAGCUGCUGCCCUCCUCCCUCUCCAAGCCUCCUCUCUCCAGCAUAGCAUAGUCCCUCCGGUCCCUUCUCACCGAUCGAUCUUCUUCUCCUGUCUGAUCUGAGCAGGAGCUCAGGCGAAGGAGCCAUGGAGCUGGCCGGCGUCGCGGCUGCGGCGGACAGCCCGGGCGCGGCGGCGGCGCGGCCGAGCCGGUACGAGUCGCAGAAGCGGCGGGACUGGCAGACGUUCGGGCAGUACCUGCGCAACCACCGGCCGCCGCUGGAGCUUGGCCGGUGCAGCGGCGCUCACGUGCUCGAGUUCCUGCGCUACCUGGACCAGUUCGGCAAGACCAAGGUGCACGCGCCGGGGUGCCCCUUCUUCGGGCACCCGUCGCCGCCGGCGCCGUGCCCGUGCCCGCUCCGGCAGGCCUGGGGCAGCCUCGACGCGCUCGUCGGCCGCCUCCGCGCCGCCUUCGAGGAGCACGGCGGCCGGCCCGAGGCCAACCCCUUCGGCGCCCGCGCCGUCCGGCUCUACCUCCGCGAGGUCCGCGACAGCCAGGCCAAGGCGCGCGGCAUCGCCUACGAGAAGAAGCGCCGCAAGCGCCACCCGCCGGCGCACCGGCAGGCCAAGCAGCAGCACGACGCCGCCGCCGCCGCCGGCCAGCACCACCACCACCACCACCACCACCAGGGGGCUGUGGCGCACGCCGCGGUGGUGGUGACCGAGAGGCGCGCCCCGGCGGACGUGGCCGAUCCGCCGGCGCCGCACUUCCUGAUCCCGCACGCGCACUUCCUCCACGGCCACUUCCUGGCGCCGGUCACCGAGCCGGCCGACCCCGCCGCGGGCGUCGUCGGCGGCGGCGGCACCGGGGAUGACCUGGUGAUGGCAAUGGCGGCCGCCGCCGAGGCGCACGCGGCCGCGGCCGGGUACCUGAUGCCGCUGUCCGUGUUCCACUAGCAAGCUACUACUAGCUAGUAAGCUAGGUCCACUCUCCACUGCCUCCGUAGCUCCGUUGUUGAUGGGCUUGGCAGGUAUGCAAGGCUAGGUAAUUAGGCGUGUGGUUAAGCAUGCACAGGCGUUGCUAAUGGCGAUAGGAUUGGUCUCUCUGUGAUAUUGUCAGUGCCACAUGCUUGAACCAGUGCUGCCUCUUGGUUGUAUUUUGGAUGGUGUAGGCAAGUGAUGGAAUGGCUAGAUUCGGUGGCUUGUUUAUUCUCCAUGACUCGUUCUUGUGGGGAUUUCAUGUACUGCAGCUGAUCAAUCGACUUAAGUUUACACUCAA